This is a messenger RNA of Sphaeramia orbicularis (orbiculate cardinalfish), 5018 nucleotides long. Its product is annotated as run domain Beclin-1-interacting and cysteine-rich domain-containing protein-like. Gene Ontology annotation, molecular function: phosphatidylinositol phosphate binding. Gene Ontology annotation, cellular component: late endosome; early endosome. Lineage: Eukaryota; Metazoa; Chordata; Actinopteri; Kurtiformes; Apogonidae. Gene Ontology annotation, biological process: negative regulation of endocytosis; negative regulation of autophagosome maturation. The record is from RefSeq and is a predicted model, not a curated record.
AUGGAGGUGACGGCGGAGGGAGAGGCGGAUGAACGCAGGAGGGAACACUGGAAGCUGUUGUUCAGUUGAAGACCACAGUGGAAGGUCUUGUGUCCCCAACAAUCCCAUAGUGUGUGGUCUCGGUACGGUGGCCUUCAGCGGUCUGCAAAGACCAUGAACAAGAGCCUCGACCAUGGACUGAGAAUGAACAGGUGUAUUUAUAAGCACAGAGACUACUGGCCCUUUGUGUGGUGUGUUCGCUACAUCAGUCCUCACCUGGCCUCGCAUGUUGAACAGUUCAGUCGUCUGGAACCAGUCCUGAGCUCUGGGAUGCAGAGUACCGGUGAAAGCUACAAGGCUGAGCGCUGGCUGCUCCACAGUUUACAGGUUCAUAUGCUGUCGUCUCAGCUUCGACCUCUGCUCAGGCAUCUGGGACAUACACGUAAAUACUAUAAUGAUGAUGCCUUUCUGCUCAGUGAGCCUCAUGUAACCGCCAUGUUCCAGUGCCUAGAGGCUGUGGAGCAGAAUAACCCUAAACUCCUGGCUCAAGUCGACACUGUUGGCCUUUCUCCUCUGAAGGGCCCUCCAUGUCUGGGCCUGUUGAAGAGCCAGAGCCUGUGUGUUUUACCAGGAGCCCACAGUGCUUGGAGAAACGCUGAUGUGACUCCCAGGGGCGUGUCUCUGAACCGGCGCCUUACCACGUCCAACUGCUCCCUCCGUAACACUGACGCCAGCGCCCACCACUACAGCAACGCCAGCUCCCAAAACAGCACCAACAUGGAUGCUCUGUGCUCAGGCAGCAGCGUGGGUCCAUGGAUGUGUGUGUCCGGUCCAGGGAGCAGUGACCUGUUGGCGGUCCCUGGUGGGCCUGGGUCAGUGCCUUCCAUUUCUCUGACAGAGUCCCCGUCGUCCUCGUCCCUCCAACCUGAGGCUGUGGACUCUGCUGACGCUGACUAUGAUGAUGGUCCAGAGUACUUGGCUAUUGGGAACCUGGGCCAGCGCAGUCGCCAGGACUCCAGGAGUUCCAUCCACAGCAGUGAGCAGGAGGACAGCGGGAACAUUCCCUCAAACCACCUCUACUGGCACCACCUCCACCCAAGACGCUCUUCUUUCUCAGAAGGCCAGAGAGCGCCAGGACGAGGGUCCCGAGGACACACUCGCUCCUUUUCUGACACAGGAAUCAAUCAGAAACUUAGGAAUGGAGGGAGUCACCGGAAAAUCACCAUAAUAAUUGAAGAUCCUGUAGCAGGUUGGCAGUACAGUCCACUGUGCUCCAUCAAUGACCCUCACACCUCUGUGACUUUUCCCUCUGCAUGCUCACUCCAUGCCCACUACAGCUCCUUCGCACCUCAGCUCAGUGAUGGCAGCUCCUCCAGUACGCUCUACAUGGAGGCCCAUGGUUCCCAGUACAACGGUGUUCCAGAUGGGAUGUUCCGGAAGCCAUCGGAAGGCCAGAGCCUCAUCAGCUACCUGUCAGAGCAGGACUUUGGCAGCUGUGCUGACCUGGAGAAGGAGAACGCCCAUUUCAGCAUUUCAGAGUCCCUUAUCGCAGCCAUCGAACUGAUGAAGUAUAACCUGCGGCGUCAGGAAGAGGAGGGAGAAGAGGAGGGAGACAGCGACUGUGAGAUUCAGCAACUCAAACAGAAGAUCCGUCUGCGGAGGCAACAGAUCCGCCGCAGCCGCCUGCUCACAUGCUCCGCCUCCCAACACAUGUUUCAGUCCACGGACAGUGGCGGCUCCAGGAGAAGCUCCCAGGGCUCGGACCAGGGCCUGUCAGACUCCGGCUCAGCUGAGGAGGUUGACGAGUGCGAACUACGAGAUGGCUGUGAGGCUCAGUCCCUGCUGGCGGUGUCACAGAGCGGCCUGUCCCUGUCACUGGCCUCCCUCUUCUCAGAUGCAGAUAUUAAACGCAGCGUCAGUUCCAGCAGUAAAUCUUUCCUCAGCUCAGACUCCAUCUCCCCUUCCUUCCUCCAGUCCAACUCUGCUGAGUCAGUCGCCAUGGGUUUGCUCCGGCAGUUUGAAGGGAUGCAGCUUCCUGCUGCCUCUGAGCUGGACUGGCUGGUCCCAGAACAUGACGCUCCACAGAAGCUCCUGCCCAUUCCUGACUCUCUGCCAAUCUCUCCCGACGAUGGCGAACAUGCAGACAUUUACAAACUAAGAAUUCGUGUUCGAGGCAACCUGGAAUGGGCGCCGCCACGGCCACAGAUCAUCUUCAACAUCCACCCUGCCCCCAAGAGAAAGGUUGUUGUGGCUAAACAGAACUACCGCUGCGCUGGCUGUGGAACCCGCAUCGAUCCAGAUUACAUUAAGCGACUGCGUUACUGCGAGUACCUCGGACGCUAUUUCUGCCAGUGCUGCCAUGAGAACGCCCAGGUGGUGGUUCCCGGCCGUGUACUCAGGAAGUGGGAUUUCAGCAAGUACUACGUCAGUAACUUUGCCCGUGACCUGCUGAGCAAGAUUGCUGGAGACCCUCUGUUUAACCCCAGUGAUAUCAACAGUGGUUUAUACAAAAAGGUCAAGGCUCUGGAGGCGGUCCGGGUUUUAAGGGUGCAACUAUUUCAUAUGAAAAACCUGUUCAAGACCUGUCGAUUUGCUAAAGAAGUCCUGGACCAGUUGGACAGUCUACCAGGUCACCUGACUGAGGACCUGCACCUCUUCUCUCUCAAUGACCUCAGUGCUGUUCGUAACGGGGAACUGGCCCCCCGAAUGAGAGAGCUGCUUAAAACAGGCACCAUGCACGUAGCUGGCUGUGUGCUGUGCCAGGCCAAGGGCUUUGUUUGUGAGUUCUGUGGCAACGACAAAGACAUUAUCUUCCCCUUUCAGCUCAACAAAUGCCAACGCUGUGAAGAAUGCCAUGCGUGCUAUCAUCGCGGCUGCUUCUCAGCGGGCAGAGACUGUCCUCGGUGUCGGCGUCUGGCUGAGCGGAGGGAGAGGAUGGCCCGUAAAAAUAUGGAGGAGCAGGAGGAUGAAGGAGGCGGGACUUAACGCUGGGAGGAUAGGAAGCAUGAAACAGAGACAAAAACAGGAGCACAAACGCCGCCAUGUUCGUAGAAACAGACCACGGCCGGUCCAGACCCCAGACCGGGGUCAGUCUGUGAGCAUCAGGUUCUGGAUCAGGGCCAGGACAUGGAGACCAGGCCCUUUGACACAUGCACUUUAGUCAGCAACAGUUCAGCUGCAUCUGUUCCAGACCAUGUGACCUAAAAUAGGAUCAUUUUGAAUGAGAUUCUAUGUUUGAUGACCGGUUGAAUGAUCGUCAUGUCUGAAGUCUGUCCACAGAAUUUAGUCCAAAGCAUUAGUCAGGUCCAUGUCCCCACUCAUGAAGACACUGUUACUCUGUAUGUGGCUUUAGUGACCCCUAGUGGUCAUGUGUUCAAAGACAAGAGCUGGAUGACUCCAUUAAUGAUCAUGUGUUUGGAUCAUUCUAGAAUUUACGAAGUCAAUCAGAUUGAUCAGAUUAAAUCAGAAUGGGAAGUGCACUUACUUAAAUUAAACCAGGACAGUCUGUCAAAGGGACCGUGGAUGAUCUGUGGUCCUUCUGUCCUUUUGUAUGUCUGUGUGUGUGUGUGUCUGAUUUAAAGUCAUAUUCAUUUGGAUUUUAAGGCGACAGUGCCACCACAUCAGUGUGAUGCAGUUACAAAAGACAGAAAUGCAUAGAAAAUGGUGGUUACCAUGACAACGUCCAUCAGUUUGGUUGAUGGUUGGAUGUAACCGCUAUAGCGUAACGUCCAAAAACAUAUGUAACUGCAGUUCAUCAUGUAGGCACCAUAUGAGACAACAAGAGGAUCUGUGUGGAGUUACAGUUUUCCCCUUUUUUCAAUGACACUAAACCCUGACCUCUGACCCCUAACCUGAGUAUGUGUAGCUGAACUGAAGUAAACCUGUUUUUUCUAAGACCGUCUGAAUGUCGAAGCCACUGCCUUACAGGACCUGUGUGUUCAGGGUGUGACCAGGGUUAAACAUGGUCUGGACCUCUGCUACCUGAACCUGGUCUGGGUUCAGGGUCUGGGUCUAUGUUUGAUGGGAUGCUACUGGUUUAGCUCGUUUAGGUUUUACUGGAUCUAUUUUUAUAAAUGUGAAUGUUGGAGCACACAGUUGGGCUGAUGCUGGAUUUUACUAAAACCUUCAUGUGGACUUGAUUGUUUUAAUUUGAAAAUAUUGAAGUUUAAGUGUGUGUGAGUUCAGCUGAUUUAACGACGCUUCAUCUACUGGAGUUCAACAGAACCGUCAGAGUUCAGCCCAAAAAUACCAGGAUUCAUAAGAACAGGAUCUGUGUGUGUGUGUGUGUGUGUGUGUGUGUGUGUGUGUCUUGUCCUGCUGUACAUAGCCAGGCGGUAAAAGGCCAGAUAACUGCACUAACUGUGUGUGUGUUUUGGAGGAACAUGAACCUUCAGUGAUGUUUCUUUCAUGAAUCUGUUUCCAUCCAUUCAAGGGUCAUUUUGUCGUCAAUAGAAUCUUGUGUUUUGGAACAUUGCACACAAACUGUGGCCACUAUGCAAACCCAUGAACCCCAUGAACCCCCAUGAGUCCAUGUGUUGGACUCCAGAGUCUGUUCAUUCCAUCACUGAACUAAAAACACAAUGAGCCUCAUGGAAGAACGUUUGUGUUUCAUAUCUGAACUUUUUCUGCUUUGACUUGGAUGAUGAACAUCAAACCCAUGAAUAAACCGUGUUCAUGUAAAGACCUGCUGAGUGCAGACUUUGGAAGGUCCCUGAUCAGCCCAUGGUUCCUGCUGAAGGUCCCCGAUAAGCCCAUGUUCCUGCUGAACGUCCCCGAUAAGGCCAUGGUUCCUGCUGAAGGUCCAGGACCAUAGAUGGCUCCUGCCUGUAGAACAUGUUCAUGGGUGGUUCUUCCAUGAGGCCAGUGUUCAGUCCACUCAUGGACAGUCCAGUCCCACCUGUGGUUCAGGUGGACACUGUCCUACAGACGUCCACAUGCACUCCAGAUAUUAGUAUGUAUGAAACUGUCGACUACUGUCACUGAUCAUUAUUGGGUUAAUUUGUUUAGAUUUUGUUGACAAUAAAAGACUGUUAAAGGAG